This is a messenger RNA of Aspergillus steynii IBT 23096, 1337 nucleotides long. RefSeq lists its product as uncharacterized. The transcript is spliced from 5 exons. Gene Ontology annotation, biological process: glycolipid biosynthetic process. Bases 93 to 1337 code for a protein of 414 amino acids. The record is from RefSeq and is a predicted model, not a curated record. Gene Ontology annotation, cellular component: plasma membrane; mitochondrion; lipid droplet. Lineage: Eukaryota; Fungi; Ascomycota; Eurotiomycetes; Eurotiales; Aspergillaceae.
AUUCUACCCAUUGUCUUAUAGUAUAUGACUUCAGUCCCCUAUAUUCCGAUAUAACCUUCCCACACUAACUCAAAAAUUCCAUCCAAUCCAACAUGCAAUCCAGCCGGGAAUUCGACCUAGUCGUCCUCGGCCCGACAGGUUACACAGGAAAGCUGUGUGCAGAACACAUUGUCCGGAAUUUGCCCACUAACCUGAAGUGGGCUCUUGCGGGACGCUCUGUCCCAAAGAUCGAGAAUGUAGCCCAGGAAAUCCAGCCAUUGAACCCGGAUCGCACCCCACCAGAGAUUUUGGCUGUUCAGCUCAAUCGCGAGGAGCUCCAUAAUUUGGCGCAGAGAACAAAGCUCAUUAUCAAUUGCAUUGGUCCAUAUGUUCUGUAUUCGGUUCCGGUGGUUGAAGCUUGCGCAAGCAAUGGGACCCAUUAUAUUGAUGCAACCGGAGAGCCACCAUUCAUCAAGAGCGUUCUUGAGAAAUAUCAUGAUACUGCAAAGGCAACCGGGGCUAUCAUCAUUCCCUUCAUGGGUGUUGAAAGUGCUCCGGCAGAUAUGCUCUCCUGGUCGCUCGUCAAACGAGUUCGCGAGGAACUAUCCUGCCACACUAAGGAAGUCACCUGUUCAAUCGACGAACUGAAGAGCUCCGGCGCCAGCGGCGGCACUCUCAGCACCGUUCUCACUCUCUUCGACGCAGUCCCGUACCCCGAGCUCGCCAAAUCCCUGAAACCAUUCGCGCUGGCCGCGUCCCCACCCCCAAAGACGCUUCCCCGCGAGUCCAUCACCGAAAAGCUCUUCGGCGUCCGCUGCAUCCCAGACAUGGGCGUCCUCGCUACCUCGCCCACCGCCAUCGCCGACAUCAUCAUCGUGCACCGCAGCAGCACGCUGAUGCCUGAAUUCUACGGCCCGAAGUUCACCUUCCGCCAGUUCGUGCGCGUCCGCAAUGUCCUGGUCGGCGUGGCCCUGCACUUCAUUUUCCUCAUCGCCGUGUCCCUCUUGGUUCUGCCGCCGGUGCGCAUGCUCGUGAAGCAGUUCAUCUAUAUGCCCGGGACUGGUCCGCGCAUGGAGGAUUCGACUAGAGAUCGCGUGCAGUAUCGGGCUGUGGCGACGGCUGAUCAGGAUGUGCAGGAGCCGAAGCGUGCGUUGGGCACGUUGAAGUAUCAGGGCUCGCUGUAUGCGAUGACCGGCUUGCUGAUGGCCCAGGGAGCGAUGGUUAUUUUGGAGAAUGAGGAGAAGGUUCGGAAGGUGUCCAGAGGGGGGAUCGUGACGCCGGCUUCUUUGGGACAGGAGUAUGCGGAUCGGUUGGAGGCGGCGGGAUGUUAUAUUGAGACGAAGAUUUUGGAGUUUUGA